AAGAGAUGAUAACCGUUCACAUGUUGGUAAAAGAAACGAGACAGAAGAGCGAUUUCCACCUAUUCUGAAGAUAUCACUGGAUUACUUUUUGGAUUUAUUACGAAAUGAGAAAGCUGUUGUGCUUUAUUCAACUCUAUGGUGUUUUGAUCACCUUUUGCUGUGUUACAAUAGCAAUGUACUCUCUUCACUGGAGUAAAGAAUAUAGACCCAUACACGUUGUGACUGAACGCAACCAUGAAAAAAAUUUGAUGUCUGGAAAAUACAAUGUACUUGAUUCUUACGUAUCCGCUGAUGUUAACGAUAGUAUCAAGUCAGCAGUGAAAAAAAAGUUUAGCUUAUUGCAACGUCUUCUUCCAUACACCAAUGCAGUUUGUAUUGAAAAACAGCAGAGGAUCAAGAUAUUGGAAGGGAGAAAGAAGAAAUCAGUAGUACCAAAAAUGUCGGAAAUAAAACUUAUUCAAUCUUCAAAAUUGAAAGGAAAGCCUAAAGGAUUAAUAACAGUUCCAAAAAAACAGUCCUGUGCAGUUAUUGGAAACAGUGGUAUUUUACUUAAUAGCUCCUGUGGCUCAGAGAUUGAUUCUCAUGAUUUUGUAAUGCGAUCAAAUAUGGCACCGAUUACAGGUUUUGAGAAAGACGUUGGAUAUCGACAGAACUUUGUAUCACUAAACUGGGAACUGUCUAUAAAUUUCAUAUCAUGUUUAGAUGAAACAUCCAGAAACUGUUCAGCAGAAAUGCUAGACAGGUUUAGGGUGUAUAACAAAUCAAUACUAUGGCUUUCAAAACUCGAUAGUAGGCGAGGCGUGCAACAGUCUUAUCGUAGAGUGAUAUCACUGCUGGAUAGGAACAAAGUGCAUCCGAAGAUAGCAUAUCCAUUUAUCUCCCUUGCUAAAUUAAUAACAAGGAUCUGGGGCAUUUCUAAUCCUUCGUCAGGUCUGUAUCUUUAUACGGUAGCUGCAUCCAUGUGUGAAAGCGUCUACCACGCUUUCUUAAAAUGUUAG
This is a messenger RNA of Anneissia japonica, 998 nucleotides long. Its product is annotated as CMP-N-acetylneuraminate-poly-alpha-2,8-sialyltransferase-like. The coding region runs from base 105 to 998 and encodes 297 amino acids. Gene Ontology annotation, biological process: oligosaccharide metabolic process; N-glycan processing. The record is from RefSeq and is a predicted model, not a curated record. Gene Ontology annotation, molecular function: alpha-N-acetylneuraminate alpha-2,8-sialyltransferase activity. Lineage: Eukaryota; Metazoa; Echinodermata; Crinoidea; Comatulida; Comatulidae. The transcript is spliced from 6 exons.